Recurvomyces mirabilis is the source of this 648-nucleotide messenger RNA. RefSeq lists its product as uncharacterized. Gene Ontology annotation, biological process: Golgi organization; endoplasmic reticulum to Golgi vesicle-mediated transport; intracellular protein transport. The coding region runs from base 1 to 648 and encodes 215 amino acids. The transcript has 4 exons. Gene Ontology annotation, cellular component: COPII-coated ER to Golgi transport vesicle; endoplasmic reticulum; Golgi apparatus. NCBI's taxonomy places the organism in Eukaryota, Fungi, Ascomycota, Dothideomycetes, Mycosphaerellales, Teratosphaeriaceae. The record is from RefSeq and is a predicted model, not a curated record.
AUGUUCUCCACCACCACCCUCCUCACCCUCCUCAGUCUCCUGGUAGCAAAUGUAACAGCGACGGCAUUGACAUACAAGCUGGUGCCGAACGAGAAAGAAUGUUUUUACACCCAUAUCGACCAAGCGGGACAGAAGAUAGCCUUCUACUUUGCUGUGCAAUCAGGAGGGUCUUUUGACAUCGACUACAAAGUCUUUGGCCCUGGAAAGGAGCCUGGUAAAGAGAUCGUGAUCAUGGAAGGGGAGAAGGAACGUCAAGGUGACUUUGUGUUCACGGCCAAUGAUGUUGGAGAGUAUCGGUUCUGCUUUGACAAUACUGUCUCGACUUUUACGGACAAGUUGGUGGAUUUUGAGAUUACUGUGGAAAACGAACCCCGCUCCUCCCUUCCACAGAAAGCCGGUGCUUCACCUGAACAGCUCUCCGGCGUAGAAGAGACUGUCAUCAAGCUCUCUGGUCAGGUCUCUACCCUUACCAGGCAGCAGAAGUAUUUCCGUACCCGAGAGAACAGGAACUUCAGCACGGUGAGGAGUACAGAGAGGAGGAUCUUCAAUUUCAGCUUGUUGGAGAGUGGAUUGAUGGUUGCGAUGGCGGGUCUGCAGGUCUUUGUUGUGAGGCAGUUCUUCACUGGAGGGCGGAAAGGAUAUGUGUAG